UUAUAGGGAAAAUUAGAUAUUUGAUCUCUGUAAGUAAUAUGCAGUAUUGUGGAAUACAUUUCUAGUUGUAUGAUGCACUAUAUUCAUGAUUACCUUUUCAAAUUAUUAAGAUACUGAGGGGUUAAUGUAACAUUAUAAAUGUUUUAUUUUAUGCAGAAAUGGCAAUAUCCAAAAGCUGAAUCAAAAGAUCUUUAUACUUGUAAUUCCCUCUUUUGUAUAGUCAACCCCAUUCUCACCUCAGAGUGUCCAAUAAAGCUGGCAAACAAAGAGAAAUAACUAAGUUAAGUACGGCUUACGGGUCAAACUCAUCAAUGCCCAGAUUUCUCCCAGACAGCUUAAUUAUGAUUAUUUGCACAAUCUUUCAUAUGAACCAGACAUUGCUGCAUGAACUGAACAUUCACUAGAGAUCAGACAUUCUUUUUGACAGACUUCUGAAAAGAAAUAUGUCAGUGUAAUAUUAGGCUAUACAUAUUUACAUUUUAGUAUUUUAAUUAAGAUUAUGUACUAGGCUAUAACUAAAUUUAAAUAAUUGUGAGAUUUAUUAGUGCCCCCUGGACGUUUGCUGAGGCCCCCUACAAGUCCCCCUGGUUGAGAACCACUUGUGUAUAAGUCUUUCUGUCUGUCUGACAGCAGCCUAUUUCUGUCUAGCCUAGGACAUGUAACGACUUCAAACUUAAAGGUUUUAAUUUACAUUUUACGUCAAGCCAACGUCAAAGAUUAUCUUGAUGAACUUGCCAUUCAUACGUCAUAAUAUGUGAUUAACUGUUAAAAACAUUAUUUUGCAUCAGCAAACGUUUCUUGUACAAACAAUUGCUUUGUGUACGACAAUGAUUUGCAAACAUUAAUAAACUAAUCAGUCUAUCGCUCAGUAAAAUCGUCAUUUUUAUGCGCUUUGUUUACGCGAGAGUAUGUCAUUAAGCCGCGACCACAUCUCUGACCAAUCAAAAGUCAGGAUUGACCUCCGCGUUUGUACUGUGGAAUGAAGGAUCUGGCUCUGGCGCGUAGCUAGAAAACGAUUACUACAUUAAUGCAGAUUAAAAAUAGUAUUGUCGUGAGGAUCCAGUGUGGUUAUUUAUCGAGCUUUCAACAAAACCCAGGCUGCGAAAGGCUCUAUUGGCAAGAGGAAUGUCUGGGCUAGUUUGCUAAUGGCAAUGCUAUAGUAGCUCGUCAGGCUCGUCUUUAGUUUCUCGUUUCUGAGUGAUUAGAAAUACUGUCGCAGCGAAACUCUAAAGGAUGAGCGUUUCAUUUUAUAAAGAAUUAAAACAUUAAAAUAGGUUUCUUCUUCGUUUGGUUGUACAGCAGAAGAAUUCGCAAUGAACUCAAAGCGCAACAACGGUGAAAACGGGGCGGGCAGAAUCAACCCAGUGUCGGUACCAACAGCAACAAACAGCUCAUCAGCGAGUGCUUCUCACCGUAAACAAACUAUAAUCAACUCGUCCCAUAAGGGAGAGAAAGAUGAGUGCAUGCAAAACACAGUCCGAGACAAAAACCUCUCCAUCUCCACACUCAGAACUCGCCUCGGACCGACCAUUCGGUCCACUCUGUCCGCGGCAGUGGACACCCUUCUGGGCGAGAUCGUGACGGUGCUGUCCGAAACCCAGCGGGAGCUGCUGACCAAAGAGCAAGAGAACGAGAAGCUGAAGGUUCGGCUCGAAGUCUCGGAGAGAGAGCUCAAGACAUUACAGGAGUGUCUGUGUAGCGCUCAGAAAUUAAUCGACCAACUGCAGGGUCCCUUUGGAAACCCGUCCAUGCCGGGACAUCACGUCUACGCCACCUCUGGACAAUUAAACUCGAGCCGCUUGACACAUCGGAGUGCGCCCGAGCCGGAUCCGCGCUGCUUUACUGGAGCCGAACCCGAAUUGAGUGGCGCUCUGGGUGAUGCCAUACACGGCUUUGACUCCAGGGAAGAGUUCAAGAGCUGCCACCUCUCCAUUCAGGCGGAUGGGACGGUGACGAACAGUUUUUAUGACCCCAUAUCCGUCCAUUCGUCUAACAUUUGUUCAGACAUGAACCGACCUGGUGAGAUGGUGGAUGACAGCAGAAGACUCUCGCACCCCAGACCCCCGAACCCUCCCUCACACACUAGCUUCUCUGUUAAAGAGGAGCAGGUUCCUGCCUCUGGACAGGUGUGUGUGCGGGGAAGAGAGGCGCCCACAGAAGCCGAGCACUCAGCUCAGAGCGUGUGUGAUCUGGCAUACGUCCACGUGGUCGAGGAGGAAGGAGGGUCCCGUUCACACCAUCACCCCUCCAAACCUACACCACCGCCCCCCUCCAGGCCUCACAAUGGACCCUCCUCUAGUAGUUCCCCUACACAGGGGACCUCCGGACUUAGAUCGGCCCAGAGAGAUACUCCUGGUUUGGGUAUGACUCCUAGGAGGAGCCCAGGGGUGGGUGGCUCAUCUCCAGAAGAGCCUAUGCGGCGCUCCAUCUCAGAGUUGAUGGGGGAGGCACCUGGAGAACGUCCUCACUUGUGCUUGGAGUGCGGCAAGACCUUCCGUCUGAUCUCUAGCCUGAAAAAGCACCUGAGGAUCCAUACAGGAGAGAAACCGUACCCGUGCACCGUGUGCGGCCGCCGUUUCCGUGAGUCUGGGGCUCUUAAGACUCACCUCCGCAUCCACACAGGGUGAGAAACCCUAUUCCUGCUCUGAUUGCGGAACUCAGUUUCGUCAUCUCGACGGCCUGCGGAAGCACCGCCGCACGCACACCGGUGAAAAACCGUAUGUGUGCAGCGUCUGCGGGAAACGCCUCAGUCGCCUGCAGCACCUUAAGCACCACCAGCGUAUACACACAGGAGAACGACCGUGUUGCUGCCCACUCUGCCAUCGAGGCUUUAAAGAUCCGGCCAGCCUGAGGAAACACCUCCGCGCCCAUCAGGGGGAGCCUGGAGCGGAUGAAGCAAUGGGGA
Messenger RNA from Ctenopharyngodon idella (grass carp), 2905 nucleotides. RefSeq names its product B-cell CLL/lymphoma 6 member B protein. The record is from RefSeq and is a predicted model, not a curated record. Gene Ontology annotation, cellular component: nucleus. The transcript has 2 exons. The coding region runs from base 1314 to 2627 and encodes 437 amino acids. Lineage: Eukaryota; Metazoa; Chordata; Actinopteri; Cypriniformes; Xenocyprididae.